AUGGAAACUAGCUCACUCAAAGUAGAGAUCAGUGCACAGGUAACGUCUCAAGGUCUGUCCUUAGGGUUAUUAAACUCUGUCUUGAUUAGUCAAUGUCGGGAAAUCGAAGAGGUUCUCGUAGACGAGAGUGACGAUGGGAACAUAACGAGUCUCGGCUCUUACCCCGAUUCUUCUGUUCGUGCCCAACUAUCCCUUCUCAGGUUCAAAGACUUCGAACCAACCACAGUUCAUCAGCAAAUCAAGACCCGCUUCAACGACCCUGUCUUAUCCCGACUUAUCACCGAUCAGAUUGUUCUCGACUCACAACGGAAAGACUUGCCGCAAGGACCCUUGUUGAUCACGGUAUUCCUCAAAUUUACAAAGAAAGAGUACAUUGUCGCUCCUUUUAGUUGCUCCUUGGACGACAGCGAAAGUAGAAGGAUCUUGUGCGAUUUGUCUAGAGGAGAUGUCUGA
Molecule: messenger RNA, 453 nt
Organism: Brassica oleracea var. oleracea
Lineage: Eukaryota; Viridiplantae; Streptophyta; Magnoliopsida; Brassicales; Brassicaceae
Exons: 1
Coding region: 1-453 (150 amino acids)
Source: RefSeq, a predicted model, not a curated record